AUGGUGUUGCGUUUUAUCCUGCGAUAUCUCGCCAACAACGAACAAGUUGUGAACAGACUGGCCGAGUCAUACCCCAUCAGGAGAGCUGCACGAUUUGUUGUCUACUUAUUCAACCGUUCGAAAAGUAUUGUGGAGAGUGAAAUAGCCUCUGGGAAACUGAAUGACGUGAAUUUAUCUAAUAUGAGAAACCUCGCUGCGAGACUUGAAAACCACUUGAAGCAAAUAAAAGAGGAUUUAGAGAAGCAGGCAAAAAAGUGA
Homalodisca vitripennis (glassy-winged sharpshooter) is the source of this 258-nucleotide messenger RNA. Its product is annotated as protein NCBP2AS2 homolog. The transcript has a single exon. Bases 1 to 258 code for a protein of 85 amino acids. The record is from RefSeq and is a predicted model, not a curated record. Lineage: Eukaryota; Metazoa; Arthropoda; Insecta; Hemiptera; Cicadellidae.